This is a messenger RNA of Trichoderma asperellum CBS 433.97, 3531 nucleotides long. NCBI's taxonomy places the organism in Eukaryota, Fungi, Ascomycota, Sordariomycetes, Hypocreales, Hypocreaceae. The record is from RefSeq and is a predicted model, not a curated record.
AUGGCCGAAUAUAUCUCAAAACCUCGUCCGCCUCUCGUCGAAACCACUAAUCGCCUCAACAUGCCGUUCCCAGCCCAGGACCAGAGGAGCAAGGCGCGAUGCAAUCAAUCUAACAAUGCACAAUACCCAGGCCAGUAUACUAAUAAUCAGAGUAUUCGCCGUGAUUCACGUGGCCAGGCUGUGGCUUACGACGCCUAUAAUCCCACUACACAGAAACCGCAGCCAGCAGAGGCUACGAAGCGUCUUUCUCAGGCAUCGUAUGCGUCCACUUCCAGCAGCCAAAGCAGGAAGAACUACAAAACCCACAUUGGGCCAUGGCAGCUGGGAAGGACUCUGGGGAAAGGCUCGUCAGCCCGAGUGCGGCUGUGUCGCCACAGCAUCACCCAUCAAAUGGCGGCCGUAAAGAUUGUCAACCGUCGCAUGGCGUACCUUGUUCAAGACAGCAGCCUGGCUGCUCUUAGCAAGUGGGACUCCAGCCUUCCUGAAGUUAAUGGCGAAAUGCGUGUUCCUGUGGCGAUUGAGCGCGAAGUUGCCAUUCUCAAACUUAUUGAACAUCCCAACAUUAUGAAGCUCUACGAUAUAUGGGAGAACCGCUCUGAAAUUUACCUCAUUCUUGAAUAUAUAGAUCAAGGUGAUCUUUUUACUUUCAUCAACUCAAAAGGAAGACUGUCCGAAGAAGUGGCUAUUUAUUUCUUCCGGCAGAUGAUCAGCGCUAUUGCUUACUGCCACUCUUUCAACGUGUGCCAUCGCGAUUUGAAGCCUGAAAAUAUCUUGAUUACCGCCGAUCUCCAGAUCAAGAUUGCCGACUUUGGAAUGGCAGCUCUCCACCAGACAGCUUCUCACCGGCUGGCAACAGCUUGCGGCAGCCCCCAUUACGCAGCACCUGAGCUUCUCAAAAACCGGCAGUAUCGUGGAGAUAAGGCCGAUAUCUGGAGUAUGGGUGUGAUUUUAUACGCCAUGCUCUCCGCGACCCUGCCCUUUGAUGAUCCUGAUUUGCGUGUCAUGAUGGGUAAAACAAAAAAGGGACAGUAUGAAAUGCCAAAGUUCCUUAGCCCCGAAGCUGAAGAUCUCAUCCGCCGCAUGCUUCAAGUCAAUCCCGACCAUCGAAUUACUAUGAAGCAGAUUUGGCAACAUCCAUUGAUUCAGCGAUAUAAUUACCUAGAUGAUUUUGGUCAGAACACGGGUCAGCCUCCAGAUACGCGGAAGGGCUUUCAGUACACUCCGAUUCUGCAGCAUCAGAUCGACCCCCAGCUGCUGCGACAACUACGUUCUCUUUGGCACAUGUUUAGCGAUGACGACUUGGAAAUGAAACUGAGCUGCAAAGAACCGAAUGACCAAAAGGCAUUUUACUGGCUCCUCCACAACUACCGUGAAAAGCAGUUGGAGGAUUUUAAGCCGGAACUGUCUCACUCAAUGAGCGACUACCAUCACCUCAAGCCAAACUCGUGGAAAAAACGCGUCUCGACAUGCGAGUUUUAUCAGCCUCGAGCCAAUGGUCAUGGUAGAUCCAUUUCUCGUUUCACAGUCAUUUCCACAACGGCAGAAACUGAGAAUGGGACUGUUCAGAGCUACGACCCUUAUAGAAGCAGCCGAAUGCUAAAAGCAUGCGGCUCUCAAGCUAGCCAUGCCAGGAUCACCGUCCAUCGAGAUGGCGAGAUGACACAAACAUCACAGUCGACUAGAAAACGCAGCGGGUCGAAUGCUACUCGUCGCCCAAGGGCUAGUUCUGUGCGAACAGUUGUAGGUCGUCCUCAGUCAUCAAGGGGAUCAGUGAGCUCUUUGCAUAGCAAUAGGCAAGGCACGCCGCAAAGGCACGGCCCUGGUUUGCGGCACAAACGCGGAGUCGAUUUUUCGCAUGUCCGCAAGCGAUCAGCCUCUGCCGCACAUAUUCAACGGGGCCCUAACCGUUCACAAGCAAAUUCUAUGGUAUCAGAAGGCGUCUCGCAACAAGUCCCUUCGAGGCCUCGAUCUCCAACACCGGAAAUGCCACAGCUGCCUAACGGCACCUAUCCAAAGGCCAAAGGUGAACCAACGUACAAAGACGCCUCGUUUCUUUUUAAUGAAGAGCUGCGCCACUUUAGCAACAACAUCGCCAAAGACUGCGAUGAUGCAUUUAGAAGUUCACUCAUCGAGGACGACUCCAUUUCUGGAUCAUUGACAGACAUGGAGAAGAGGCAGCGUGACUCCACACCGUUUUCCUUUACAAUCGAUACUCCAUCAGAAGCAACCGCACCCACAGAAUUCUCAUGUAUGUCCUGGAGCAGUCGUCCCCUGCCACCACUUCCAUUGGAGCCUGGCCCCAAGGCAACUAAUGUGAACUCUCGACCAGCUUCGAGAGCUGGAGAUAGAGACAAUAUGGUAGACCAAGUCAAUUUACUGGCCUUACCAUUGCUGCUUCCGAACCAAUCGGAUCGCCGAGUCGUCUCAGCUCCGUAUGCCCAGGUUAGUCGCCGGACAGGUACUUUGCCAUGCAUCAAUGAGAAUCCAGGAGGCGGCAACAGUGCCAAUGUUGAGAAAACAAGAAUCGUAUCAGCCCCACCGCAUUCACCAUCGAAGAAGGCAAACCGCCCUAUCAGCGGUGUUGAAUACCUGAACCAAGUUGAAAACUCAAUCAGAGUUGUAACUUCUCCCACGGCACAAGGCCCAGUUGAAAUUCCCGAGCCGCUGAACGUGCGAAAGAAGAGUACCAUGCAAAACCUUGGAGGGCCAUUAUAUCACUAUGCACAGCAACCAGAAAGUGCGGUGGAGAGCUAUGGGCAGCAGAAGGAAGAUACUUCACAGCCAGACCUUCAUAGCCCAGUGAAGAAAAAGAAGUCAUGGUUCAAACGAUCAUUCAAGCUCGACUCGGAGGAGACUUUGGUAGAGCCUAAGGAUGAGAGGCAGCGAACCGUAUCGUGCGAAACUCGCCAGUCGGGUUCAAGCUGUGCGACGGCUGCCUCAUCCAAGAAGAGGAAUUUUAGCUUUCCAUUUUGGAAGAGCAACCGAAAUAGGGAUUCGAAGAUGAUGAUUGAAGAUCGCCAGAGCCGAAAUCAAGAAGUGGCCACUACAAAGGCUGGUACGAAGAAGCAAAAAUGGCAUCGAUCGUCGUCGGCCAGUAGUCGCAAUAUUGAGGUUAAGCAGAACUGGCUUACUAGGCUGUUCCGCGUCAAGCCUGCAACAAGCUAUAUAUGCAUGACGUUGUCACGCAAACGCGCGCGACAGGAAGUAGCCAUCUUGCUGCGAGAAUGGCGUAAGCGCAGAUACGGAAUUAAGGGUAUACAAGUGGAUAAGGAACGCAACAUCGUCUUUGCGCGGGUUGCAGCUAAGAACUGUUUGAAUCUCAAAGAAGUUGCGUUUGCGGCAGAGGUAAUGACGGUGAUUGAGCAUGGCAAGAAACAGCCGCUCAGCAUCAUUCGCUUUACACAAGAGCGUGGUGCCGCGAGCAGCUUUCACAAAGUUGUCGAUACAAUGAGAAUUGUGUUUACCGACCGCAACCUCGUGGUUAAGGACCGAAGCAAGCAAAAGAUGAUGAUCAAGACUCUGAAUUCGUAA